Molecule: messenger RNA, 2829 nt
Organism: Lepus europaeus (European hare)
Lineage: Eukaryota; Metazoa; Chordata; Mammalia; Lagomorpha; Leporidae
Gene: NAIF1
Product: nuclear apoptosis inducing factor 1
Exons: 3
Coding region: 291-1274 (327 amino acids)
Cellular component (GO): nucleus
Source: RefSeq, a predicted model, not a curated record
GAGCAAUCGUGAGCUGCAGUUGUGAGGCCGUUUGUGCUUGUGGGUGGAAUUAAAAAUUAAUGAGCGAAGGCACCAAGUAUCCUUAGGAUACCGGGUUUUGAUAAUCUAACUCCCUAGACCACCAAUAAAAUAGCUGAAUUUAACGGCAUAAUGGUCGUAAUACUGAUGAUUGAGCGACAGAACGACUUUCCAAUAGAAGUGAAUAAAGGCUAGGUGGGCGGAGCGCUCUCGAGCGACAGACAUACCCGUAGACCAAUGAAAAGGCUAAUUCCAAGAGGAAGGUAGUGGCCAUGGCCGUGCCAGCCAAGAAGAGGAAGAUGAACUUCUCUGAGCGGGAGGUGGAGAUCAUCGUGGAGGAGCUGGAGCUGAAGAAGCACCUGCUGGUGAACCACUUCAACGCUGGGGUCCCUCUGGCCGCCAAGAGCGCGGCCUGGCACGGCAUCCUGAGGAGGGUCAACGCCGUGGCCACCUGCCGGAGGGAGCUGCCUGAGGUCAAGAAGAAGUGGUCAGACCUCAAGACCGAGGUCCGGCGCAAGGUCGCCCAGGUCCGGGCCGCCGUGGAAGGUGGCGAGGCCCCGGGGCCCACUGAGGAGGAUGGAGCCGGUGGGCCAGGGACAGGUGGCGCCGGUGGCGGCGGUGGCCCGGCGGUAGCCCCCGUGCUGCUGACCCCCAUGCAACAGCGCAUCUGCAACCUGCUGGGCGAGGCCACCAUCAUCAGCCUGCCCAGUGCCACAGAGAUCCACCCCGUGGCCCUCGGACCCACGGCCACUGCAGCCGCGGCCACGGUCACCCUGACACAGAUCCCCACAGAGACCACCUACCACACGCUGGAGGAGGGCGUGGUGGAGUACUGCACGGCCGAGGCACCCCCAGCCCUGCCGGCCGAGGCGCCCGUGGAGAUGAUGGCCCAGCACGCGGACACGCCCGUCAAGCCGCAGGCGCUCAAGAGUCGCAUCGCCCUCAACUCCGCCAAGCUCAUCCAGGAGCAGCGGGUCACCAACCUGCACGUGAAGGAGAUCGCCCAGCACCUGGAGCAGCAGAACGACCUGCUGCAGAUGAUCCGCCGCUCCCAGGAGGUGCAGGCCUGUGCCCAGGAGCGCCAGGCCCAGGCCAUGGAGGGCACCCAGGCGGCCCUGAGCGUGCUCAUCCAGGUCCUCCGGCCCAUGGUCAAAGAUUUCCGCCGCUACCUGCAGAGCAACACGCCCAGCCCGGCCGCCGCCUCUGAUCCCGGACAGGUGGCCCAGAACGGGCAGCCGGACAGCAUCAUGCAGUGAGGGCAGGGCUGUGAUUGGAGGAAACCUCCGGGGUCUCGUAAGCAGCUCCUGUGAUUGGUGGGCCGUGUGGACAGCCUCCUCUCUGAUGGACAUGGACAUGGAGACGUGAAGGAGACCAGGAAGAGGAACCUGUUGGGCUCCUGGGACCCCAACUCUCUCGCUCUCACCCCACUCAGAUCCGGAAGAUGGGGUAGCUAAGGGUCACGCCCUGUGUGCUGGGGGUGGGACACCCCCCACACCGGGUCUCAGAGAACUGUAGAAGGCAGCCGGCCCUCCCUGCGCCAUCUCCCAGCCGGGGCCCAGCGCUGGGCCAUCCGCUCCGGGUGCCAGCCCUUUGAGGGAGCUCUGGCCAGCGGUGCUGCCGGACAGGCAGUAAUGGCGUCUUCCCUGGGAGCCCGAGGAGGGCACUGCCCCCUGCUGCUUCUCACUGUGCCUCAGUUCUCAGGGGAUUCCUGCUCCUGCACCCCAGGCACUGCCUCCGUAAUCCACCCAGCUAGAGGCAGCCCGGCUCGGGCCUGCUGUGCGCCGUGGGGUGGCCGGGCGGCUCUCUGGUCUUCCGCAGUGUCUCUGGGCAGCCCGUUGGUGGCCUGCCCCUGCAGCUGCUGCCUCAGGUCAAGCUUUGGGUGCUGUCCAUUGUAGAACAAACCGGGGUGGUGCUGUCGCCCUGCAGCAGGGGCCUGGGGCAACCUGGUGGUUCCUUCCGGAAGAAGUAGCUUUGAGCUCCUUGUAUUUAUUCUGAACCCCUCCGGGAAGGCAGCUCUGUGGCCAGGCCCUUUCUCUUGUCCUCUCCUCCGACCACAUUUCCAAAAUCGAGCGCCGAGCAGCCCAGCGCAGAGUCUCCUCUCUCACCGUGUCAUUCAGCACCUGGAGUGCUGGCGGGACGCCCUGUGGCCGAGUGGACCCAGUGCCACGAGGGUCCCUGCUUGUGGGAGGUGGGAGGGGUGCAGCUGAGUGGGGGCCCGCAGCCAGGGCCUUGGUGCACUGGGGGGAGGGGUGCUGUGCCCUGUGUGGAAGGACAGCACCCAGAGGGCAUCGGCCUGUCUCAUCGUCAGGCUCCCCUCGAUGGCCGAGGCUGCUGCACCUCCCCAGAUCAUUCCUCGAGGGGCGGCCUUGUCCCAGGCAUCUUGGCCAGGCGUGACCCGUGGUCCAAAGAGAAGGCUGCGGGUCCCAGCUGCGCCUGCGCUGAAAAUGCCCUUCUGGGCACGGUGUUAGAACAUCUGCCGCACUGCAGCACGCACUGGGAGGUGGCCCCAAUGACAGCUGAGGGGGCACGCGGGCAGCGCCAGCUCCGGCAGGGUGGAGGAGGCUCCGGCCCCACGAGAGUGGGUGGCGGAAGGCAAGCAGCAGGCCCCGGAGCUUGGGCAUGCUCACUCCGUGGAGCCCGAGGGCCCCAGCAGGAACUAGCUAAGGAUUUGUGGCUUGGUUUGGUUUUUCUCUGGGUUAGAAAUCUGAGCCAAGAUUGUGUCUGCUCCACGUGGGUAGAAGGAGGGAGCCUGGGUUGCUCACAUGGACUUGUUCUUUCCAGGUCACGAUUUUAAAUUAAAGGAAUAUCACU